Hepatospora eriocheir is the source of this 633-nucleotide messenger RNA. The record is from the annotation of a GenBank genome assembly. NCBI's taxonomy places the organism in Eukaryota, Fungi, Microsporidia, Hepatosporidae.
AUGAAAACAUUUAAAGCACUGUUGGAAGCAUCGAUGGUUUUAGGACCCGUUAUUUGCUUCAUUCCACAAAUCUAUAGAAAAGAGAUUGUUUAUAAUCCCAUUCUAUCAUUACUAAUAAUUCUAUCAUCACUAAUUAAGUUGUUUAUUUUUUCUAGUGAUUCACUUAAAUCAACAGUAUUGUUACAUAAUUUAUCAUUAAUACUUUUACACACUUAUCUGUUAAAACUUAAUAAAAAAGUAUCUUUAAGUGUAGAAAUAAAGAAGUUUAAAUUGAAGUUAAAGUAUUUUAACUUGUUGAUAAUCACUACUAUGUUUUCAUUAAUAUUCCUUUAUUUUGUUUCUAUGAUUCAUAAAAGAUUUAUAUUUGAUCCUAUGAGUGCCACUCUAGACUGUUGUAUUGCAUUUUUACAGUAUAUUUUUUAUAGAGAUGAUGCUAGAAAACCUAUCGAGAUGUUUUUAAUCGGUUUAUUUGGAAAUAUAAUUAAGUUGAUUUUAUUUGCAUUUGUUGUUAAAAUUCGAGUUUAUUUGCUUAUUUCAGUGUUAUUACAAGUAUUUUUUGAUAUUUCAAUAUUGAAAUCGUAUAAGAAAGCUCUUCAUGAAGACACACUUGAAUUUGUUGAAGAUUUUAAAUAA